Messenger RNA from Aspergillus puulaauensis, 588 nucleotides. RefSeq lists its product as uncharacterized. The record is from RefSeq and is a predicted model, not a curated record. Bases 1 to 588 code for a protein of 195 amino acids. Gene Ontology annotation, molecular function: dipeptidyl-peptidase activity. The transcript has 2 exons. NCBI's taxonomy places the organism in Eukaryota, Fungi, Ascomycota, Eurotiomycetes, Eurotiales, Aspergillaceae.
AUGUGUGGUUCCAUCGCAGGUACCAUCACUCAGAGCAAUAAAAAAGUGCCCGCUAUCUUCUCCUGGAGCCCCUUCGGCAAGAUACUCAACGGUCUCAAGUUCCCCAAGGCCACCCUCUACAUGCCCUGCGCCGCGCACCGAGACCUCGACAUCUAUGUCGUGAUCCGCAAGCUCGACACAGCAGGGACCGCCAUGCUCGGCCUCAAUGUCCUCUGGUCCUCCAUCCCGCCGGAAAACGCCACCGACAUCCUUCUGUACAUGGGGCCCGUUGGCAUGCUGCGCGCCUCGCACCGCGAGAUCGACGACCGGCGCUCCAGGCACUCGAACUAUCCGUUCCACCCGCAUGCGACUGUGCAGCCUGUGCGCGAGGGGGAGGUCGUGAAGCUGGAGAUCGGGAUCUUUGCGAUGAGCGUGGAGUUUGAGGCGGGCGAGGCGGUGCAGGUCUGCGUUUCUGAGCAGACGCUGCAGAUUCACUCGUUUGAGGCAUUAAAGGGCGCCUUGGGGAUUGUGGAUAACCAGGGCGUGCAUUUGGGGGGGCGCGUGCCCAAGUCAUCUCGUGAUUGGGUUGGGUCUACACUGUACGCCUGA